AUGCCAAAGACCCAGUUCGACUACGCAUGCAUGCUAAUCUGCUCGUCGGACCUAAAGAACAUCCAGCUUGCCUCAUCCCUGCUGCAUGAGUUGCUACUGAUCAACUACAACCGAAUCGAUUGCCUGUACCAGCUAGCCAUCGCGCACAUCAAAUUGCGGGACUAUAAAAAGGCGAAGAACUACCUAAACGCGUUACUCAAAAUCGAUGCCAGAAAUAGCAAUGCGCUGGCCCUGAAAAGCCUUCUCUUCGACUUAAUCUCGUCGGAUGGACUGAUCGGCGCACUGCUCGUGGCCCUCACCGCCUGCGGCAUUUACUUGUCCUUCAAAUCGUUUAAAUUUUUUUAA
Molecule: messenger RNA, 345 nt
Organism: Plasmodium cynomolgi strain B
Lineage: Eukaryota; Apicomplexa; Aconoidasida; Haemosporida; Plasmodiidae
Product: tetratricopeptide repeat protein 11
Exons: 1
Coding region: 1-345 (114 amino acids)
Biological process (GO): mitochondrial fission; peroxisome fission; autophagy of mitochondrion
Cellular component (GO): mitochondrial outer membrane; peroxisomal membrane
Molecular function (GO): protein binding
Source: RefSeq, a predicted model, not a curated record